Molecule: messenger RNA, 971 nt
Organism: Dioscorea cayenensis subsp. rotundata (Guinea yam)
Lineage: Eukaryota; Viridiplantae; Streptophyta; Magnoliopsida; Dioscoreales; Dioscoreaceae
Product: golgin subfamily A member 6-like protein 10
Exons: 1
Coding region: 301-837 (178 amino acids)
Biological process (GO): cellular oxidant detoxification
Source: RefSeq, a predicted model, not a curated record
ACCUGAGUGUAACUCUGUAUAGAGGGGGCAUGGGCCCACUUUUGAUCCGGCCCGAUAAACCAGUACUGUUAGACAGACCAACUAUGUAUCGGUUUUAGUUGAUCCCAGCCCAUUAGAUUUAGGCCCACUAGACUAGUGGAUCCAAUUAACCGGCCCAUGGUGACCUCUGCCACUUGAAAAAAAGAGAAUAAAACGAGAGGCUAUGAGAGAAUUUGAACGCAAUCCCACUUCAAAGCUGAACCAGAAACUACAAGACCCAAACUUUGACACCGGGUCCCCAAAUCCGAAAUUAACCAAUCAAUGAUCACCACGUGGCACCCUACCCAAAUCUGGAUCUUGUUCACUAGGUACAUUGAACCUGGACGCCAUUCCCUCUUCCUUUCAAAUUUAGCGUCUCCGCGAAGCUCUCGCUUCUCCAUUCGAAUCCUCACGACGUCUCGAUUUCUCCCGGAAAUGGCUCCUCCUCCGGCGAUGAUACCGAUUCCGGAUCCGAGCUCCGGCAGCGCGUUGAAGGCGCUGGGGAGGAAAACGGCGACGGCAACGGCGGAGGAGGAGGAGGAGUUGGAGGAGCUGAGAAAGAGGAACGCGGAGCUGGAGAGGAAGGUCAAGGAAGGGAGAGAGAGGGAGGAGAGAUUAGCGACGGACCUUGAGAGGGUUUUGGAGAGGCUUCGGACGGUGGAGGAGGCGGAGGAGAGACUUUGCGCGCAGCUUGGAGAGUUGGAGGCGGAGUCAGUGGCGCAUGCUCGGUCUUAUCAUCACCGGAUCAAGGAACUCCAUGAUCGGCUGGCAAAUGCUCAGAGGAUCCUCGAUUCCUCAUCUUCAUCGAUCGUCCCUUAAAUCAUGAUUUUUUAUAUUAUUUAUUUAUUUAUUUAUUUCUCUGAAUGGAGAUGGAGAGAGAAGCGGAUCAAUGGAAUGGGUUUUAAGAUGCACUUGUGAAUUUACAAAAAAAAGAAAAAAAGAAAUUGUAUUUA